Molecule: messenger RNA, 1863 nt
Organism: Schistocerca serialis cubense
Lineage: Eukaryota; Metazoa; Arthropoda; Insecta; Orthoptera; Acrididae
Product: UDP-glycosyltransferase UGT5-like
Exons: 7
Coding region: 76-1620 (514 amino acids)
Molecular function (GO): UDP-glycosyltransferase activity
Source: RefSeq, a predicted model, not a curated record
CACUUACAUUCAGACGACAUCACAUUGCCCUGAAGGCGGCGCCGACGUCCGUGGCUGACAGUUCGCAGUUUCACGAUGAGCCCCCCUGUGACGAUGGUUCUGGUACUGAUGCUGGCAGCUGGAGUGAGCCGCUCAGCUAAGAUUCUGGGCAUCAUCCCCACGCCCUCCAUCAGCCACCAGCUGCCUUUCCGACUGAUAGCUCUCGAGCUCGUCAGGAGAGGUCACCAGGUCACGCUAAUGACUACAGACCCCAUAAAAAAAAAUAUUCAGAAUUAUUCAGAAAUUGAUCUAUCGAUGUCGUACGACUACUGGAGAACAAAGUUUGAUUUUGUAUCGAUGGCGGACCAAAGUCCAACUGAAACGUUAACGACUUGGAAUCCUUUGGGACUGGCGAUUUGUGAGAUGCAAUUAGAAUCCCUACAGAUGAAGGAUUUUCUUCGGUCCCAGCCGUCGUUCGACGUAAUUAUCCUAGAGAAGUUAAUAUAUUAUUGCUAUUAUGGCCUAAUUCACCAGCUGGGAUCGCCACCAGCAAUUGGUUUCGUGUCUCUGGGUGCUCCUGCUCCAGUACUCUCUUCUUUGGGAAAUCCCAACAACCCAGCAUAUUCCCCCGAUCUCAUGCUUGAGUACACAGACCGCAUGUCCUUCUGGCAGAGGCUGUAUAAUGCCUACAUUAUCGCACUAUUUUCUUACAAUUGGAACUAUGAAGUGAUGCCAAAACAAAAUGAGCUCCUUAGGAGGUAUUUUGGUCCCGAUCUCCCCCCUACGUACGAGAUGGACAGAAACUUCAGCCUCCUCCUUGUCAACAACCACUUCAGCGUCAAUUACCCGCGGCCACUGCUACCUAAUGUCGUCGAGCUGACGGGACUUCAUCUAGAGAAACAACGGAAGCCACUUCCUCAGGAUAUCCAGGAUUUCCUCGAUGGUGCAAAAGAUGGUGCAAUUUACUUCAGCCUCGGCAGCAACGUGAGAAGCACUGCGCUGCCAGAGCAUAAGAGGCGAGCGUUCCUCGAAGCUUUCGCACAGCUGCCUCAGCGGGUGCUCUGGAAGUGGGAGGUGGACAGCCUGCCUGGACAGCCGGAGAACGUUAUGAUAGCCAAAUGGCUGCCCCAGCAGGACGUCUUGGCACAUCCAAACAUUAAACUGUUCAUUACCCAGGGAGGACUCCAGAGCAUGAAUGAAGCAAGUUACUUCGCAGUGCCUGUGAUUGGCAUUCCUUUCAUUGGAGAUCAGACCCACAAUGUGGCUAAGAUGGAACAGGCCGGUAUAGGCUACCGCUUGCAGUUCAAAGACGUCACUACCGAUACGGUUCUGAGUGCCAUUCAUACAGUACUUGGAAAUGCUAGCUACCGAGAAAAUAUGAAGCGAUUCUCAGCGGUAUUCCGCGAGCACCAGGAGAGGUCGUUGGACACUGCCGUGUGGUGGAUCGAAUACGUGAUACGUCACAAGGGUGCUCCCCACCUGCGCAGUGCAGCCCUCGACCUCAGCUGGUGGCAGCUGCUGCUGCUCGACGUCAUCGCAUUCUUCGUUGCGACGGCGUCAAUCGCGAUCUAUUUGCUGUACAGGAUAGCCUGCUAUUGCAAAAGUCUUGUGGCUGUCAAUCAGAAGCAAAAGACUGCGUGAAGCUAAUUUUGGAACGAAUCUGUAGGCGUUUCAUUGUUUUUGACUAUAGCUGGGCCCAAGUGUUAGGCCACAGAGAAGAUUGUGUUGCAAUGUGAAUCUCAGCAAAUGACUCCUUAAUUUCACAUGGCACUGCUAUAAAAAGAUAUUAUUGCUGCUAUACAGACAACAGGAACAUAACCCCCUUUGUAUUUAUUUAUGGAAUGACUGUAUUUUUUAUAAAGUAAACAUUUUUGUUUCGUACUA